Purpureocillium takamizusanense is the source of this 669-nucleotide messenger RNA. RefSeq lists its product as uncharacterized. The coding region runs from base 193 to 504 and encodes 103 amino acids. NCBI's taxonomy places the organism in Eukaryota, Fungi, Ascomycota, Sordariomycetes, Hypocreales, Ophiocordycipitaceae. The record is from RefSeq and is a predicted model, not a curated record. The transcript has 2 exons.
CGCCUCUUGGUUUCUUCCCCUUCCCACCCCUUUCUACCCUCUUUGUUACCACGUACUUGGUUCCCCUGUGAUACCCUCACCCUUGAUAACCCCCGCCGGUUUAUAAAAACAACAUCCUCCUUCUCUGUAUAUCCCCCCUCACGGCCCCCUCGCCCUCCACGCGCCCGCGCGAAACCCGAAAUAAACGCAGCCAUGCCCGUCGAGCAGCAGCAGAUGCCUCAGGAGCCGGCCCCGACCGCCGCCGCCGUCGCUCUCCCGACCCCGGAAUCCCGGAUUAGCUCCGAGCAACCGCGUCCCACCGAGCCCAUGAAGGCCGACGACUCGAUGCGCCUGCGCGGCGGCGGCGACGGCGAGGUGAGUCUCUUCCCUUUCGACUUGCACCCCCCUCCCGCUCCGACCGCGCCGCGAAAACGAAACGCCCGUACACAAACAACCGAAAGAAGAAAACCCCUUUUCGUCGCGACACGCUGCAAAAAAGAGAGACAACUGACAGUUUUCUUGUGAAACUUUGAACAGGCCGUCUGCUGUGGCCUGUGCGCGGGCCUGUGCUGCUUCGAGUGCCUCGAGUGCUGCUGCUGAGCGAGCGCGUGCGAGACUCCCGACUGAAGACGACGAUCGAUGGCGGCAACGACGACGACGACGACGACGAGAAGGAGCUGUGCCUCUGUG